AUGAUAAUUUAUUUUGAUAGUGAUAAAAAUUAUACAGUAUCAAUUUUAGGUACUACAAAUUUAAAAGAAGCAGGUACUACUACUGUAGAAUCUAGAAGGUUAAUGUUGGAAAUUUAUUUACAACAAUUAUUUCAAAAUGAAAUAGUAAGAAAAAGUCAACAACUUAGAAAUUUCAUUGCAUCAGUUUCAAAUAAAGAAAAUAUUACUGAUAAUGAUAAUAUACAGGAUUUACAACAACAACAACAACAACAACAACAACAACAACAACAACAACAACAACAACAACAACUGAUCAAAUUACACCUGAUACGAAUUCCUCCUCAAAUUGAUUACUUUAAUAAAAACUUUUAUCAUAAAUUAAUUUAA
Messenger RNA from Dictyostelium discoideum AX4, 366 nucleotides. RefSeq lists its product as hypothetical. Bases 1 to 366 code for a protein of 121 amino acids. NCBI's taxonomy places the organism in Eukaryota, Evosea, Eumycetozoa, Dictyosteliales, Dictyosteliaceae. The transcript is spliced from 4 exons. The record is from RefSeq and is a predicted model, not a curated record.